This is a messenger RNA of Penicillium lagena, 1467 nucleotides long. RefSeq names its product Zn(II)2Cys6 transcription factor. Gene Ontology annotation, biological process: regulation of DNA-templated transcription. The transcript has 2 exons. NCBI's taxonomy places the organism in Eukaryota, Fungi, Ascomycota, Eurotiomycetes, Eurotiales, Aspergillaceae. The coding region runs from base 1 to 1467 and encodes 488 amino acids. Gene Ontology annotation, molecular function: DNA-binding transcription factor activity, RNA polymerase II-specific; zinc ion binding. The record is from RefSeq and is a predicted model, not a curated record.
AUGUCUCCGCGAAGCGAGUCUCGCGGAAGAGUCUCCAGGAGUUGUGGGAACUGCCGGGCGAUCAAGCGCCGUUGCGACCGACAGUCUCCCAAUUGUGGGCAGUGCAUCCGACUAGGCGAGGAUUGCCCUGGAUACCGAGAUGAAUGGGAUCUCGUCUUCCGCGACCAGACCGACCAGACCGUUAAGCGUUAUAAUGCGAAAAAGACGAAGAGCGCGACCAACGACUCCCCUCCGCCCACUGACAGCUUGAGUCCUAGCAUAGACGAGAUAGGCGUGAACUAUUUCUUCUGCAAUUUUGUCGUCGGUGGCCAGUCCUCUGCACGGGGAUGCCUUAACUACAUUCCUACUGUUUAUCGCGCCGAUAGCGAGCACCCGACGCUAGUGGCUAGCAUGGCAGCCGUAGGCCUCGUGGCGUUGGCUAAUUCGACUCAACAGCCCGAGCUGGCUAGCCGCGCGCGUGCCAAAUACUCGGAGGCAAUACGCAAUGUAAACAUUGCAUUAGAAUCCCCUACCGAGUCCGUUAAGGAUAGCACCUUGAUGUCGGUGAUAUCACUAGGGGUGUUCGAGCACGUCUCCGGAUAUGAGUCGUGGAGUCGACAUGUCCAGGGCGCUGCAGCGCUAGUGGUUGCCCGUGGCAAGAGACAAUUCUCUAGCCCCGUCGCAAUUCGCAUGUUUAACCAAGUGCGCGCAGACCUAGUGCUUGCCUGUGUCUAUGGUGCGAAGCCGUUUCCGAAGGACAUGCUGGAGCUACAGGAAGAGGCAGCGAAACACACCGACCCUUCUAGUUCAUUUUGGCUCAUGGGGGUGUUGAGUACUCGGUGCGCAAACCUGCUUAUGAGUGUUAGAAAGAACAAGACUACCGGGGAAACCCCUUGGUCUACAUUGUUGGACGAAGCGAGUGUGAUUGAACGUGACUUUCAAUACAUCCUCGAGGUCCUGGCCGUACAAGAACCGUAUACAACCAUGCGAGAGUCAGGUGGAGACCCGAACAUGAUUUACAAUGGUCGAUUUGACCUCUAUAGAGACUUCUGGGCGAUCAGACUCUGGAACAACCUGCGCAAUCUUCGAAUGAUUGUCUGUGAGAUUUCGUGCUACCUCUUGAACAAAUUUCUCGCUACGGAUCUAGCACCAGCUGUCCGAGAGCAUAUGGAACUGAAGCUCCAAAUGACCGAAGAGACACUAUCCAUGCUGGCCCACGAUAUCCUAGCCACCGUCCCACAAGCUUCAGAAUACCUGUCCUCGGCCUCUGGAUCCCGCUCUUCCGCCGGUCUCCCCUUCCAAGGCAGCGUGCCGGGCGGGUAUAUGUUGACCUGGGGUCUCUACAUGGUAGGGAAAUGCCCGAUUACGACAAGUGAAACCCGAAAGUGGGUCAUCCAACGCCUCCAGAAUAUUGGCAGGGACACUGGCAUCUCAAUCGCGCUGCGGCUGGUCGAGCAUAUAGUAAAGAUAGAUCAAUGGGCCGGCUGA